UGUUCCAACUGCAACAAUAAACGUGCAAUGUGUGAACAGUUGUACAAGACAUAUGAAUUAUUCCACCUCUUAGUGGGAUAGGCCUAACAUAUACAUUGUUUUCGAGAAUGAUAUCUGCAUUUGAACGAGAGUCUAUGCAAUCAUGUUCUGUGCAGCAGAUGAGCGCCGUUUCUAUGACGGCAGUGAUAGUAGCAAUGAUGAUGAUGAUGGCGAAAACUCUGAUAGGGACAGAGAAGAAAUAGAGUCAGCAUUGUAUGCACAGAUUCACUUUCACCAUGAGGAGGAGGGGAACCUGUCCUAUAAAGGUUACUCCACAUCUGUUCAAACUCUGGGCAGUGAGUCGACUCAAAUUAUACACGAUGACAGUCUGAACACACCAUCUACAGCCACACCCUCUGGAUCAGCUACAACAUCCCUACUGUCACCACCAUCAACCAACAACUGUGUAGUGUCUCUUUCCUCCGGCGAGGAUAGUGUGUAUGUGGUGUCUGAUCAAGAUGACGUUGACUUGACUGAUAGUGAGUGUAUGAUCUUGGACGAACCUCUGUCCGACACAGGAGACAUACUGGUGCAUGUAGAGAGUUACCAACAACCCAUUCUACAAGCAGCACAGAUGGCUGCCAGUGAAG
Mizuhopecten yessoensis (Yesso scallop) is the source of this 629-nucleotide messenger RNA. RefSeq lists its product as uncharacterized. The transcript has 2 exons. The record is from RefSeq and is a predicted model, not a curated record. The annotation marks the transcript as partial. NCBI's taxonomy places the organism in Eukaryota, Metazoa, Mollusca, Bivalvia, Pectinida, Pectinidae.